Messenger RNA from Xyrauchen texanus (razorback sucker), 4772 nucleotides. RefSeq names its product WASH complex subunit 2-like. Gene Ontology annotation, biological process: retrograde transport, endosome to Golgi; protein localization to endosome. The record is from RefSeq and is a predicted model, not a curated record. Gene Ontology annotation, molecular function: phosphatidylinositol phosphate binding; retromer complex binding. NCBI's taxonomy places the organism in Eukaryota, Metazoa, Chordata, Actinopteri, Cypriniformes, Catostomidae. Gene Ontology annotation, cellular component: early endosome; WASH complex.
UCUCUGCAGACGGAAGAUGGUUGACCUCUCAAAACACUGAACUGAUGAAAGGAAAAAAUGCAACGAUAACCCACUCUUGACUUCCCUCACUGAGGGACUCCUUACAUUUUGAGGUGAAGAAAUAACUUGAGGGGAAAACUUACCACAUUACAUAUAACAAGGUAAAUCUGCAAACUUGCGCUACAGAUAAAACCAGCAUGUCUAAUUUUAUGGAGAAUGGCCACAGUAAGCAUAAUGGGGAAGCUGAGCAGGUAUGGGAGAGACCCUGGACACUCGAAGAGAUGCAGAAAUCCAGCACAAACUGGUCACUGGCAGCAGAUUCAGGGUUAUUCCUUUUCCUGCAAGACUUCUCUCAAAGGAUGUUGUCCAAGACACAUGAGAUUGAGAAGCAAUUGGACGGUCUUAUUCAGGAUACUAAAGCCACAGACAGCUGCCUACACACUAUGUUUAAUGAUUUUGUCAUGCUCUCCAACACACAGUUCAUUGAAAAUAGGGUUUAUGAUGAAGAGGUAGAAGAGACUGCUCCAAAGCCCGAGACCAUAGAGAAACAGCCUGAACAGGAGAAGACAAGGGAACAGAAGGAGGCUGAACUUAUACCCAAAGUCCAGGAGGCAGUCAACUAUGGUCUGAAAGUCCUGGAAUGUGCUUUUGAACAACUGGACAUUAAAGCCGGAAACUCCGACUCUGAGGAUGAGGAGGCACUGGAGAAAGUAGAGCCAAUUUUGGAAGCAAAGGACCUGUAUGUGGACAGACCUUUGCCGUACUUGAUCGGGUCUCAAGUGUUUAUGGAUCAGGAUGAUGUCGGCCUGGGGGAUCAAUCCAGUGAUGAAAUGUCUAUUGAUAGUGACCGAGACAGUGUCAUUGAGAGUGAGGAUGGCGAAGCUAAUGAGCGCUCAGAUGAAGACGUUGACCAGGAUGAGGAAGUACAUGGUGACUUUAAGAAAAAGCCGUCUGUUGUCAGUUACGAUGAUGCUGAUGAAGAGAAUGAAGAUGAUGAAGAUUCAGACAUAUUUGGAGGGUCUGAUAAGGAGGAAGACGAAAUCAGGAAGGACACUGGCCUUUCAUCUUUUGCCGAUGAACUAGCUGCCAGAAUCAAGGGAGAAACUGCAAGCAAACCAAAAGCUGAUUGCACUUCACUGUCAUCAGGUCCAUCCAUCUCACAGAAGAAGAGUAAAGCAAAGAAAGAGCCAAAGCCGCAGGUGGAAGAUGAUAAGGAUGAGAUGUUUAAACCACCAAACAUGGAAGAUGAGGAAUAUUCCCCAUUUGGAGGGAAGGGUGGACUCUUUAGUGGAGGCAAAGGCCUGUUUGAUGAUGAUGAUGAGGGAGACCUGUUUUCUGAUGCACCUAAAAAUGAACCACCUAAAAAGGAACAGACUGUAAACCAAACAGAAUGCAACCUGUUUAGCUCACCAAAUGAUUCAGAUUCAUUAGAAAGCAAAGACGGUAAGAGUCCAGUGAGACCCAAAGUGCAGGGAGCUCCAAAACAUGCUUCGGUUGGUGUUGGGCUCUUUGAUGAAAAUGAUGAUGAUGAAUUUUUCAGCGGGAAGACACUUAAAAAAUCCACACAUGUUGCAAAUGAGAAACAAAGGCCAAAGAAAACAGUAGACCUGUUUAGGGGGGAUAAGGAGGAGGAUUAUGAUAAAGAUGGAGGUAUUUUCAGUGGGAAAUUCAGCACAGCUACUCCCCAGCAUGACAAAAGAAUUGAGGGGGAAGAGGAGACCCGCCCUCCUGAGAAAAAGCUACCUGCUGGAGCCAUUUCAAUGUUUGGGCCUGGAACUAAAAAUAUACUGGUGGAGGGGUUCAAGAAACGGCGGCCUUCAACUAGUGAGGAGUCUGAAAAAUCUGAAGAGAGUGUACCUCCACCUGAAGCAGUCAAAUCUUCACCUCCACUGGGAGUAUCGGAGAAGGCAACAAGCAAGGGCCUGUUCUCAGAUGAUGAAGACUCACAAAUAUUCCCAAGAGAGACUAAAAUUCAAUCAAAGCCUGCAACUCAAAACAAACCCAUUAAACCUCCGCUCUCAAUAUUUGAUGAUGAAGAGGAGGAGGACCUCUUUACAUCGGCAUCAAAGCCCAAUUCAGUUCAGGUCAAAAAAACAUCCCUACAACCCAAGAAACCUGUAUCAAGUGGACUCUUUAGUGAUGAUGAGGAUCAGUGUAUGAGUACUAAGCCCAAUAAUGAAAGCCUAGAUGUGAAGCCUGGCGGAAUGAAGCCUAGCACUAGUGCCCCCUCCAGUCUACCCAGUGUCAAAGGACUACAAAAAGACAGCCUGUUUGAUGAGAAUGACGAUGAUGAUCUGUUUGCAGCCACAAAGGAGUCAAGUAAGAAGUCAUCUCAGAGGGCAUCCCUUUUGUUUGAGGAUGAUGAUAAUGAUGAGGAUAAAGAACAACUUUUUGGCUUCAAACCACCAACAAAUAAAAGUCCAUCUGAACCUAAGGAGGGCAACUUGACCACUGCAGCAACAGAAAAGAUAGCAGAGGUGAAGAAGUCUGUGGAAUCCAUUCUGUCCUCUGAAGACAGCACUGAGAUAAAGAAGAAACCGACAGGGGCAGUUAGUCUUUUUGGUGGCAUCGACAUAUUUGGAGACAAGCAAGAUACAAACAAAAAACAGACUAAGAGCACAGUGGUGAUUGCUGAUGGUGAAAACCUGCAGAAGGAGGGUCCACCUCCUAUGGAGAUUAAGGGGGCCAUGGCCAAGAAAACAGCACUGAGUCUUUUUGAUGAUGAUGAUGAUGAUGAUGAUGAUGAUGAUGAAGACGACAGACCUGAUGAAAUCAUUCCUGCCCCUGAAAUAUCCAAACCAGCAGAAAAAUAUACACUUAAGGAUCAUGUGCCCCGCAUUAAGAGCACAGGUGUGUUUCAAGAUGAAGAGAUCCUUUUCAGUCACACGCAACAGAGAGACAACGAUCCGGAUGUAGACCUCUUCGCCACAUCUCCUAAACCAGCCGUGUCAUCCCAGAGCUCAGUAAAGCCUGGGGCCCCCACACUGUUUGGGGAUGAUGAUAAUGAUGAUCUCUUCAGUUCAGCAAAGCCUAAACCUCCUCCGAAAGUACCAGAAAAGCCCAUCAAUCCGACAACAGAUGACACCGACAAAUCAACACUGACCUCAAGCAAGGAGCCUUCAAGUCCCCUAAAAUCUAAAAAAACAUCCUUCAGGAUUGGAGAACUUCAAGCUAGUUUAGCUGUCAACCCUGCCAGCCUUCUGCCAGGCAUGGUUCCACAGAUUCUAGGAGCUGUCAGUGUAAUCCCUGGUCUGGCACCCUCUUCAUUCCCCACAGCUGCCAGGCCACUGCCAGCUACUGAUACCAUCCCUGAUCGUCAUCCCUCAAGUGAGGGAGGGGUGAGCUUUGAAUCUCCAGCUCAAGUGAACACUCUACAGAAUGCUAACAAGGGUCGAGCAAAAGCUGCAGGACGACGGCGACCCCAAACAAGGGCAGCAAGGCACCUGGCUGCACAGCAGUCUGUGGAAGAAAUUGGGGAGGAGGGUCUAGACAAGAGCUCCUCUACACAAGAUGUUGAACCAGAUACGGCUGCUUCACUACCUAUUUUUAAUCCUGUUUCAGUGCGGCCUUCAGCACUCACUAUACCUGUCACAACCCCUGCUGCACCCAAGAGCACAGAUGUAGCAUUCAAGCCGAAGAGGUUUCUUGAUGCUGAAGACGACCUGUUUGAUUCUGAUGAUCUCUUUGCCUCUGCAUCUGCCAUAAAGCCUCUUCCCUCAUCAAAACACAAAACAAAGCCCCCUGAGGAAGGCCAUAAGAAAGCCUCCAAGACAGAGGCAGGCACAAGCUCAAAGAAAGACCAGGCUCCAUCUAUUUUUGACAGCCACAGUGAUGAUCUUUUUGCCAAAAUGAAACAGAAGCCGGUCCAGAAAGCAAAGCAGCCUGUGUCCUUCCUAGAUGAUGAAGAUGAUGAUGAUAUUUUUGGAGCAGGAAAAAGAAACAGAACAGAAUGUAAAAACUCCAAAACAGAAGUCAGCUCGACAAAACCAGACAUUUUCCAGGAUGAAGUUUAUGAACCUCCCAAAGCUCAGAAGAAAUCUAAUGAUGUGUCUUUGGAUGCAAGUUUGUUUGAUGAUGAUGUUGACAUUUUUGCUGACUUGACUGGCACAACAAAGCCAAAGGAGAAGAAAGCAAAGAAGAAAGUAGAGACGAAAUCUAUAUUUGACGAUGACAUGGAUGAUAUCUUCUCGGCUGGGAGUACAAAACCAUCGGUAAAGCCUUCCCUUAAGUCAAAGAAGAACCAGAAUGCCCGGGAUCCCAGUUUAACAGCGGACACAGGCCACAAUAUAUUCGAUGAUCCCCUGAAUGUGUUUGGAGAAAACUAAAUCUGCAUGUUAUUUAGAUAACUGUGUAGCAAUGUUGAUGGACUAAAUGAAUGUAGACAUACUCUAACAAAUCCUAAUUGAUAACUUUUACAAGAAAAUUGAGUAAAAGAUCAUAACUCUAAUGGCAUCUAGAAAAUCAUCUGAUUGGUAAAUGAUGUAGCCGUCAUGAACUGGCAUUGUCAUCUGCAAGGGGUUUACAUGUAUUUCAUUAGCACUUUAAAUGUGUCUGGAAAGAUAUAAAGGAUGAUUUUUUUUUAGACUGGAGACAUUUUUCUAAUAUUGUCAGCUGGAUAUUGUCAGGAUUCAAAUUCAUCAUUGUGCCAUAACUCAAGCCCAUGCACCAACAUAAGUGCUGUCUUUUGUUGUUUUUAUAACUUGAUCUGAUGAAGUUUUUCUUGUGUUGCAUGUGAAAUGACUUUUAAAAUUAAAGUAAAUAUAUUUUAUGAA